AUGUCGUCCGCGCAUUGGGCGCACGCGGAGAUUCGUCGAUUGCGUCGAUUGGACGCCGAGCGCGUCGCGGGGGCGUUUGGAGAGGUCGCGUUCGUCGGCUCGAGCGUCUUUCGCGAGUGGCGGGAGAUGCGGGAUUUCGAGCGGGAUUGGCGGGCGUUGAUGCGACGACGAGGCGUGCGCGUGAUGAAUCGCGCGUUCGGGGGGAGCGAGACGAGGGAUUUGUUGACGUACGCGGAUGAUUUGACGCGCCGGGAGACGCGCGCGGUGGUGUAUUAUUGCGGCUCGAACGACGUCUCGAACGGGGCGCGCGCGAGGGAGGUGCGGGAUAACUUUGUGGCGUUCGUGGAGUCGCGACGACGGGUCUCGGGGGGGAAGUUGGGCGUCGUGUACGUGUCCGUCAUCGAUUCGCCGCAAAAGCGCGCGUGGGGGUUGAGCGACGUCGUCCGGGACGUCAACGCGCUGUGUGAACAGUGGUGCGCGGAGAACGGACCGUCGUGUGCGUACGUGGACCUCUCGCGCGUGUUCGAGGAUCCCGUCACGGGGGCGUUGGCGCCGCUUUUCAGAGAGGACGGUACGCAUCUCGUGCCGAGCGCGUACGACGGCGUCAUCGAGGCGAUCGAACCCAAGCUCGACGACGUGCUUCGAGAGGUGUUAGAGAGCGGUGGCGACGGCGAGGGCGACGGCGAAGAUGACGACGCGUUUCUUCCGCCGUCCAUGCGACGGUGA
Messenger RNA from Ostreococcus tauri, 726 nucleotides. RefSeq names its product SGNH hydrolase-type esterase domain. The transcript has a single exon. NCBI's taxonomy places the organism in Eukaryota, Viridiplantae, Chlorophyta, Mamiellophyceae, Mamiellales, Bathycoccaceae. The coding region runs from base 1 to 726 and encodes 241 amino acids. The record is from RefSeq and is a predicted model, not a curated record.